AUGGAACUGCUCAAAGUGAAGAGAUACGCAGAACUCAUCGAUGAGUUCGCCAGGCAGGCCGAUGAGCCGCUACAAGUGGAGGAAACAUCCCUUGAAGAAAAAGGAACUAGCCAAAAGGGAAAAAAGGAUGUAAUAGAAAUUAUAGAAUAUUUUUCAAACAUGUUGGUAAAAUAUUUUUACAGUGAAGACCAACUUAACGAAAUUUCAAUCGUUGAGUCUGGGUUCGAUUCUGAGCAGCUGUGGCUGUUUAUUGAGUGUCUCAUAAAGGAGAAGAAACUGGACAACCUGCUUUCCUUUUUUGAAAAGUACGAAAGGGAGUUGGACAGUCGGGUAGGGAAUGGUACCGAAUCGGAGGAAUGUUCCGAUGAGGAAGAAGAUGCCACGGCAGGAGGGGCGACUCAGAAGAAGCGCAAAGUCAACACAGUCAACGGAACCAAGCGGGUGAAGAUGAAGGUGGGAGGACCCUCAUCUAAAAGGAGAAAGGUGCAUUUUUCAGAGGAGGGAUCAAAUUUCAGCAACGCUACCACCGUUAGUGUGGAUGGCAGCGAGGUUGACCAGAAUAAUGGAAGUGCUUCUGGGGGGGAUCAUUUUUUCGAUGAAGAUGAAAUGCACCAAUUUUUGGACAAAGAGGAGAGGAAGGUGUUACGUGGCCAGUCGGGGGGGAGCUCCAACGAGGGGGAAAGUGAUGACGGUGAUGAUAGUGGUGACGAUAGCGGAGGUGACGUGGACCUGAACGAGUUCGAGUGCGAUUACGAGGAGGGACGUAAGUUGAAGUACGGCGAUUUCUACCAAGGGGGGAAAAACCACGAAGAGGAUGACAACGACGAUGAGGAGGACGACGAAGAAGAAGAGGACGAAGAGGAAGAUGGAAAAUAUUCCGACGAGGAGGACGAUGAAGAAGAAAAUGAUGACGAUGAUGAGGAGGAGGACGAGAAAAGUGACGUGGAGGAGGAAGAUGAUGAUGAAGAAGAGGAUAGUGAUGACGAUGAAGACGAUGACCAUGGUGAUGACGAUCGGCGCGGGCGAAAUCGACGCAACCGAAAAGAGAGGGACGAAGAGAUCGAGCAAGAGCUCCAUGAAAUAAAUCAGUUUGACAGCCUGCACCGGGGUGGUGACGACGAUGCAGAGAGUAACGAUGCUGCAAGUGACGAUGCUGGAAUGGACGAUGCUAAAAUGGACAGGGAUAAAAUAGAGAAGGAACUGGUCCAAAAGAAGCACUGGUCUCUCACAGGGGAGGUGUUCGCACACGAUCGUCCCAAGAACAGUCUGCUCAACCUGAAUGUUGAUAUACCGAAGUUAAGUUCCGGUGGGAAUGACGCGUAUGUAAGUAAAGCUGUUGGAGAGGAGGAGGAUGACGAUGAUGAUGAGAACACAGAAGGGGCAGAUGGAAGCCAAACCGAAAAGGGAGGAAAAAAACAUCUUAGCAAAAGCAAGCGGAGAAACCUCCUGAAUGACGAAAUCGAAACGGUGGUGAAGCAAAGGAUACAGAAUAUGUUGUUCGACGACGUGGAAAAAAAACGAAUAGAAGACUUAGAUCUCCUAAUCAACGAGUCGAAAGAGAAGGAUGGCAAGGAAGACGAAGUGAAUUUUGAUCACCUGAAUUUUAACAAAAGUAAGCUGAGUCUAGCAGACGAAUAUACAAAAAAGUAUGAGGAGGAAAUAAAAAAAAAUCCAUCUGAAAAGAAGGAAAUAAAUUUGCAAAAAUUGGAGUUAAUGAAUCUAUACAAGAAGAUCAUCCACUGUUGUGAUUCGCUCUGCAAUGACUACUACCUUCCCAAGCCGGCACUACUCAAUCCAUCGAACAAGAAUGAUCAGUUUUCUAGUCUUCAUAUCGAGGAAACCGUUCCCAUUAUCCUGUCAGAGAAGGACAGAAGUGCACCUGAGCAACUGUUCCAACCAGGACACAUAAAACAACUCGACGAAAUGCACCAGAAGGAGAAAAAAUCCAUCAGAAAAUCUAACAAGGUUAAGAGGAAGAAGAAGUUACUUCACCUGUUUGGACAAAGCGGCAAAGGCAUCAGUGAACUGAAAAAGAGGAAUGAAUAUCUGACUGGUAAAAAUAAAAAGGUAAAGGAGGAGAAGGAAAGUGCCGCCAAGUACGGCGUAGGUUCCAAGAACCAGUUGCAAGGCAAAGGGCCUAGUCGCUACGAUUUCGCCGGGGCCAUCUCCCAGGCGCAGGCCCGUGACGCCAGGGGCCAAGCGGGGAAGCGGCAGAAGGGGUAA
Plasmodium coatneyi is the source of this 2223-nucleotide messenger RNA. RefSeq lists its product as uncharacterized. The transcript has a single exon. Gene Ontology annotation, cellular component: nucleus; Mpp10 complex; sno(s)RNA-containing ribonucleoprotein complex. The record is from RefSeq and is a predicted model, not a curated record. NCBI's taxonomy places the organism in Eukaryota, Apicomplexa, Aconoidasida, Haemosporida, Plasmodiidae. Gene Ontology annotation, biological process: rRNA processing. Bases 1 to 2223 code for a protein of 740 amino acids.